GUGCUGCUUGGGUGCCCUUGACGUGCAUUCAUAUGCAUUCGCUACAGUAAUUCUCCUACAGACAGCAGUACACAUGAACAUGCAUACCUAUCCAUCAUCAUCAUCGACCACGCACUUCCGUCAGCAAAUACCACCACCAAAUCUCUCGUUAUCUCCCCCCGGCGCAAUGGCAACGAGCCGUAACCAUCGAGGUCGCGGCCGUUAUCUGCCUGCCUGCUACGCUCCUAUCUCUGCUCGUAUCGUACCCAUGUCACCUAAGAUCCUACACCGACGAAGCACCGUCGAAAAGGGGAGGCGCACGCGACAAAGAACAAAAGACGGCUCUCUGCAGCUCACGAGUCUAGAAUUUCAUGUUCAAGCAGCCCUGCAUGACGCACGAGGCUUCCGCUUAGCAUCCAUCAUCAUCAAUUCGAGCAGCUGCCUUUAAACCCCCAUCUCGUCCGUACCCGCUGCGUGAUAGCUACCCAGGUACACAUCUCGUCAUCUCAAUUCCACCGUCUGCUCCGCUUGCCUUUCUCCACCAAAACUGCGCGACUUCGGGCAAACACAGCGGGGUAGGGGUCAUUGCACUUCCCACUAAACAAUUAGCUGACCCACGAUAAGACGACUCCCUGCUUUCUGGUACCAGCAAACGUAACACAUAUAUAUAGCUCCAGCUCGCGGGGAAACUCCAUCGCAUCUUCGGUCCCGAUCCGACUUUGCCCUUGUCCCUUUUAAAUCAACGCGAGGGAGGGCCUCACACCGAAACCACAGCCAUCGCAAUCCAUUCUUUACAUCUCUGCGCAACCAUGUCGCGCAGCUUGAGCAUAACCCAACGCCAGGCAUCCGUGACGGAUGUCCGCGCAGAUGCUGCCCUCGCAAAGAUGGGCUACGCAAGUGAAUUACCCAGAAAUCUAUCCAUGUUGAGUGUUUUGGGAUUAUCAUUUGCUAUCAUGGCCGUACCCUUUGGUCUCUCCACUACCAUGUACAUUACGCUUACCGACGGACAAGCCGUUACCAUCCUUUGGGGCUGGGUUCUCGUGUCUCUGAUCUCUCUCUCCAUCGCUGCCUCCCUCGCCGAAAUCUGCGCCGUCUAUCCUACAGCGGGAGGCGUCUACUACUGGUCCGCGAUGCUUUCGACCCGCAAGUACGCGCCUGUAGCCUCGUGGGUUACUGGAUGGUUGACACUUGUGGGGAACUGGACAGUGACUCUAUCAAUCAACUUCUCCGGAGGGCAGCUGAUCUUGAGUGCCAUCACUUUAUGGAAAGAGGAUUUCGUUGCCAAUGCGUACCAGACAAUCCUCAUGUUUUGGGCCGUCAUGAUAGUGUGCAUGCUUGUUAAUAUCUUUGGGGCAAAGUACCUCGACCUCAUCAACAAGAUCUGCAUCUACUGGACCGCCAGCAGCGUAGUCAUCAUCCUCGUCACUCUCCUGAGCAUGGCGGAUACGAAGCGAAACGCCAAAUUCGUCUUCACUCACUAUGAUGCCUCUCAGUCGGGCUGGCCUUCUGGCUGGGCCUUCUUCGUUGGUCUUCUUCAAGCCGCAUACACUCUGACAGGAUACGGAAUGGUCGCCAGUAUGUGCGAGGAAGUCCAGAACCCCGAACGCGAAGUUCCCAAAGCAAUCGUCCUCUCUGUUGCCGCCGCAGGUGUGACCGGCAUCAUUUACCUGAUUCCCAUUCUCUUCGUCCUCCCAGACGUGCAAAUGCUGCUCGACGUCGCAAACGGCCAGCCCAUCGGGCUCCUCUUCAAAACCGUCACGGGCUCCGCGGCUGGCGGUUUCGGCCUCCUUUUCUUGAUCCUGGGUAUCUUGUUCUUCGCUGGAGUAGGUGCGUUGACGGCGGCGUCGCGCUGCACGUAUGCGUUUGCGCGCGAUGGAGCGAUCCCGGGGAGUCGGUACUGGGCGAGGGUGGACAAACGCUUCGACAUGCCGCUGUACGCACUGUUCUUGUCGACCGCGGUGGAUUGCUUGCUGGGACUCAUCUACUUUGGCAGCACGGCGGCUUUCAACUCGUUCACGGGUGUUGCUACCAUCUGCCUGUCCACCUCCUACGGCAUGCCGAUUCUCAUCUCUGUUCUACGUGGGCGGCGCGCUGUUAAACACUCUUCGUUUAGCUUGGGACGGUUCGGCUAUGCGAUUAAUUGUGCCAUGAUUGUGUGGAUUUGUCUCGCUGUUGUGUUGUUCUGUAUGCCCGUCAGUUUGCCGGUUGAGGCGGAGAGCAUGAAUUACGCAUCAGUAGUCUUUGCCGGAUUCGCGACCAUCAGUGUGGUGUGGUACUUUGUGCGAGGGCGAAAGAACUUCACCGGUCCGCCUGUGCCGCAGGAUGUCGAGCCUGGGCAGGAGGUGGGUGUGGAAGGCGUUGGGGUUACGGAUGUUGAGGGUGCUGAAGAUAAUAGCUUACAUGCGAAGAAGGUGGAAGGAGAGAAGUUGUGA
Messenger RNA from Periconia digitata, 2411 nucleotides. The record is from the annotation of a GenBank genome assembly. NCBI's taxonomy places the organism in Eukaryota, Fungi, Ascomycota, Dothideomycetes, Pleosporales, Periconiaceae.